Messenger RNA from Cantharellus anzutake, 1655 nucleotides. RefSeq lists its product as uncharacterized. The transcript has 5 exons. Gene Ontology annotation, cellular component: nucleus. NCBI's taxonomy places the organism in Eukaryota, Fungi, Basidiomycota, Agaricomycetes, Cantharellales, Hydnaceae. The record is from RefSeq and is a predicted model, not a curated record. Gene Ontology annotation, molecular function: DNA-binding transcription factor activity, RNA polymerase II-specific; RNA polymerase II cis-regulatory region sequence-specific DNA binding. Gene Ontology annotation, biological process: regulation of transcription by RNA polymerase II. Bases 360 to 1442 code for a protein of 360 amino acids.
CUUGAACCAACGAGAUUUUUGAAACAUUAUACGCAACGACGUUGAACGGCACCCUUUGUCGUGCCUGCCUAACAUUCAACCGCAUUGAGGCGCGUGUGGCUUCUGGUCGUGAUUCUGAUCUUCGUCUUGUGCGCCUUUUCCCCGAUGCGCGACGCUCCGACGUCCAUUCACUGGAGUGACGCUUCUGGAUUUCGAUCGAAUCGAAUCCCUCGGCCGCGGGGUUUGGGGGAUAUUGCCUCAAUUUCAUCGUUGCUUAAAAUGCCCACCAUGUCAUCCUCCACAACCCUUCCCUUCGCACCCUUCGUUCGCCAUCCUGCCCCCUUCACUGGUUGACCCUGUUCCUACUUUACUCGCCUAUAAUGCCCCCUACUCGAAAUCGUCGAUCUGAGGUGUCCUCGGCUCGUUCGGGAUCAUAUGUUUCCCAUACUAAUACCCCAAAAAUACCUUGUACUUGGGAAGGCUGCUCUAGUACGCCGUUUACGCGCGUGAGCGACGUCGCCCGACACGUGAGAGAUGUACAUCUUCGUCUCAAGAGCUACACGUGCAAAUACUGCGGCAGAGGCUUUGCUCAAAAAUGCGCGAGGGAUACUCAUGUCAACACUCACACUGGCGAUCGCCCCUUCCCUUGCAACUCUCCUGGUUGUGCGAUGACAUUCGCCGAUCGUUCGGUUCGCUGUCGUCACAUGAAGGAACAGCAUACCCCUUGCACGGAAUCGUUCAAAUGCACAUUCUGUGCCAAAGUAUUCAAGCGAAAAGGUGUCCUUCAACAACACAUUUUCAAAGUUCACGAGUCGACGCCAUCGGAUGUUACAGAAGUUGACACCCCAACGACCGUUGUUGCGACAACUCCGCUUUCCCCCACGCAAACACCUCCAUACUUCCCCGAAAUGUCCCUUUUGGAUAUGGACCAACUUCUCUCCGCAAUCUCAGAGCAAAACCCCAGUUUGUAUCAUUCGACAGUGCCGGGUACAUCCACGCUCUCGUGUCCCCCCACGUCACCUCCAUGCCCAGAACAACUAUUUCUAGCGCCGGAUCCUGCUAUUUCUCCCCUUUCAACCCUUCAGCACCCCCUCGAACCCUCUUCUCGCUGCGAAAAGGGCCUUCACUAUGAUGCACAAGCAACGGUUAACUUAUCCGACCUUGAACUUUGCAAGCAGCCCGUCACGUCACUUGAAGUCCCCCUGGUGUCGUAUUUAAAAUCCUCUCCAAAACUCCCAUCCAUGACCCAUUCCUUCAACUCCUUGUUGGGGACAUCUUGGACCGUCGCCAUGAGACCCGUAGACCCUUCAGAGAUGGUCGCGAUGGAUGAUGUGUUCUACCCUUACUACAUUCCCAAUAGCGUCCCUCUGCCGUCGGGAAUCGACGACGUGACGCUCGAGGAUUUCAUGCGGGCGCCAUUGAUUGGUUCACUCUAUUCGGGAAACGAAACCUGUGCGUUCUAACUCCAUGGCACUUCCCAUUCGCGUACUUUUGGUUUGGGUUGGUUUGUUGUUGAUUUUCAUCCAUCUCUACUUUCAUCGUAACCCUCAUUUUUACAAGGUUGCUUUUAUCUUCUGAUUUUUCUUUUCUGUGCGCAAAGGCCAAUACUGUAAGGUACGAUCGGGAUAAAUCAAAUCCGUUGUAACACAAUAAGUUCCUGUUCAGGAGAAAAGGAG